UUACUUUCGCAUACAUUCACAGUUAAAAUACGCGUAAUAUUUAAGUUUAAAUUAUAAUGUGGUGUUAUUGUGUGAUUUUUGGAUUCUUUAUAAUAAGUGCGUCUACGCUCUGCAAUGAUCAAAAAUGCGUAAAAACUUCACGAAUGAUAGCAAGUGAAAGGAGUGAACAGAAUUCUAGACCCUUUCAGGUUGCAUUAUACCUACGAGUGGGCACAACAGGCCAGUUGGGUUUCUGCGGCGGAUCCCUGAUACAUCAGCAAUGGGUUAUCACUGCUGCACAUUGCUGUUUUCACGACGAUGUUAUAGUAGAUAAUGUUCAGGUGAUUCUAGGAGCGCAUUCUCUCUACGACCGGUAUGAAAACGGUCGUCGAGUUGUGAAUGUGGAUCAAAUAGAAAUACAUCCCGAUUGGGACCCGACUACUUUUGCCAACGACUUGGCCCUUCUCAGACUAGCUAAUGUUGUGCAAUUAACUGAUACCAUCGAUGUGGUGAGGUUGCCAUAUCUUAACAUUUCGACCCACAACUUUGCUGGAGCAGCCGGUACAGUCUCUGGCUGGGGUAUUGCUGGACCACAGGUAACAUUUGUGUCUCCAACGCUCCGUGGGAAGGUGAUGACGGUGAUGACUAAUAUCUUCUGCAAUUCGACGUACUUCAACCGUCUGCCGCCUAACGUUGUGUGUGGGUUUAGCCCAACUGCUGGCACUUGUAAGGGAGAUAACGGUGGCCCAAUGACGAUUUUCUAUAAUAACACAGAAGAAGAUAUUUUGAUUGGAGUAGCAACAUUCAUCGACUCGAGCGGUUGCAAUGACGAAGUGCCUUCAGUAUUCACAAGGGUCCAGUUUUAUCUCGAUUGGAUUAGUAAUAUAACGGGAAUGGUAUUGCAAUAUGCCCUGGUGGAGGUAGACCUUUCCAAAGACUACCACAUCAAUAUCGGCAUUCCAGCAGCAACCAGGAUCAAGCAGGUAGAAGAUGAAGCUAUAGCGAGCGGAUCCAAAAUUGUUGGCGGUGCUAUUGCGCCUGCUGAUGCGUAUCCUUACUUGGCAGGUCUUGUGAUUAGGUUCCACGACCACAUGGGUACAUCAGCCUGCGGUUCCACCCUUGUGUCCCUAAACCGCCUGGUCACCGCCGCUCAUUGCUGGCGACACUCGUUCAGUGCGAGCGAAUUCACCGUGGUCCUCGGUUCGCAAUACCUCUUCCACGGCGGCGAGAGAAUCGUCACCAACCAUGUGGUUUUGCACCCACAAUAUAUUCCAUCCAUGUUGAUGAACGAUGUCGCUAUUAUUUAUCUGCCAAGAAGUGUUUCAGUGUCGUCAAGCAUCAGACCCGUUUCCUUGCCGCACAACGAUCUUUGGAAUACAUUUACCGGUGAAUGGGCAAUGGCAGCUGGAUAUGGAAAGACCAGUGAUUCUCAAUCUUCGAUCACAACAGCAGCGCAAGUAAGCCACGUGAUGCUGCAAGUUAUAAGCGAAGUGCUGUGCCGUGCGUCGUUCGGGUCUAUUAUUCAAGCGAGUACGCUGUGUACGAGCGGCGCUAGGAGUACCGGCAUUUGCUCUGGGGACUCUGGCGGUCCUCUUGUGCUCAAUCGUAAUGGAGAACACAUUUUGAUUGGUAUCAGCUCUUUCGUGGCCAACACUGGUUGUCAAAACUCACAUCCCUCCGGAUUCGCCAGGGUUACCAGCUUCUAUAACUUUAUAAUGCAACACAUGUAAAGUGCAACGAUGUCAGAAGAUUGAAUUGGUUUUUUAUUUAUAAAGGAUUAGUCAUAAUAUAUUAAGUCUGACAAGAAGAAGUCAGAAGAUUGAAUCGGAGUUUUAUUUAAGUAUAUAGGAUUAGUCAUGUUAAGUCUGAUUUU
This is a messenger RNA of Colias croceus (clouded yellow), 1852 nucleotides long. Its product is annotated as transmembrane protease serine 9-like. NCBI's taxonomy places the organism in Eukaryota, Metazoa, Arthropoda, Insecta, Lepidoptera, Pieridae. The record is from RefSeq and is a predicted model, not a curated record. The transcript has 12 exons. The coding region runs from base 57 to 1709 and encodes 550 amino acids. Gene Ontology annotation, biological process: proteolysis. Gene Ontology annotation, molecular function: serine-type endopeptidase activity.